GGAGGGGGCGGGGCGGCGUUCGAACGUGGUGGCGGCGCCCACGGCAGCUCCCGGAGGAAGGCGGCAGCUCGGUCCCGCUCCCGCUCCCGCUCCCGCUCCCGCGCCCGCGCCCGCCCGGUGCACUGAGACUUACGUUUCCACGAUCAUAACUGUGACUGAAGCAGGAGCCUUCAGCUAGCAAGUACAGCAGGAGACAACAGCAGCUGCGUAAACUUGUCUCGCAGUGGAAGGUUGUUUUUGAUAAAGAAGGCAAAAAUUUGGGAAUACCAGAUCUUGAUCUGAGACACAAACAAAAAAAUUGCACUCAUAGAGCAUUCUACCUCUCAAAUUAGCAGUGGAAUUGCAGUACAAGGCUUCUUUAUGGAUUUGCACAAGCCUAAACAGCUGUAGAAAUCAAUCCUGUUCUCUUUCAAGCCUCCAAGUAAAAGUCUGCUCAGCUCUGGUUUUCUUGUUUCAGAAAUAAGGCUGACCAAGAACUGGAACAAGAUGGCAUCUGUGCUUCAAAAUGUCAAAGCAACAGUGGCCUGGCGGAAACACCAGCUCCUAGCUGACCUCAAUGAGAAUGAGAGCCCUGUGCCUGACAAAUUCAAGAGAAGGGCCUCUCUGAGUUCUCUCAAUACCAUUCGCAUGUCUCUAAGGAAACGGGUACCAUUAAAGCGACUAGAGCUGAAUUUUCAUAAAACCCCAACUAGGGAAAGUCUGGAACCAAGACAGAGAUGCCAAACUCUCCAGACUAUUAAAAGAACAGCAAAAUAUGCUUUUGGAACAGUGUCCCAGAAAAUACAGAAGUCUUGCCAAAGCCCAGUACGCUCAAUGGUGACCUUUCCAGCUGAAUCCAUCAGCAGAGGCUGUGCGACCAGUUCUACCAAAAAAGGAAGUACUACACCUUGCUGUAAGAGUGUUACUCCAGCAGCCAGUUCCAAAGGCACUCCAAGGUCCAGCAAAAGGGCCUUGCUUGGGCCAACAAGGGUGUCAGAACAUAGAGAAUGGAGGGAUUUCUCAUCCUGGCUUGGUAAAAAUGCUGUCUCUCUCCGGAGAUCAAGAAGAGCAGCAGCACUGAAGAGCCCUUAUUCAUCACCUGCUCCUUCCAGCAGGAAGAUAGAGUUUGACUGCGAGUUGGAACUGGUCUCCUCAGGGAUUUGCCAGUUGAAGCGUAUCUCCCAAGCACUCGAUGACGCCAUUGUGAAAGAGGAGAGGCAACAAGCAAUAUCAAACUACUGUCUAAUGGCACAAAACUCACACUCUAUACAUCGAUCCCUGAAAUCAUCUCAAGCUAUCAGAAGGCAAGCAAAGAAACUCCAUCAAGCACUUGGUACCUAGACAGAGAUGGCUGUAGCUAUUUUUUCAUGUUUCCAAGUUUAUGAGCACAUAUAAAGGAGAGGUCUGUAUAGCACCUGAAAGGAUGCACUCUAUACUCUUAAAUGAGCCAUUACACUUUAUAUAUUUUUUUUUCAUGAAGCAGCUCAGCACUUCCCUUGCUUUCUCUUUUCAAGUAAAGAAUCAAAAUGGUACCAACUACAGUGUGUUAUCUCCCGCUGAGAUGAGGGAGAUGGUUCAUCUUGAAAGUGACUUUCAUGAGGCAGUAAGUACUUAGAAACUGAUGCUGAACUGGCCAGUAAGAAUGGCCAAAGCAAGGGCCACAGACUUAUGAAGGGUAAUCCUAGGUAAUAUUAGUAUUAGUGUUUUAACUGGUAUCCAGUGGCCAUGAGUUUUAGCAUAAGUACUUUUCAUGUGAAAAAGAUUGGUCUAUUAUUUUGAAAGCCUAACUUUUUUUUCUUUUUUUUUUUUUUUUUUUUUUUUUGUUAUUA
Molecule: messenger RNA, 1808 nt
Organism: Corvus hawaiiensis (hawaiian crow)
Lineage: Eukaryota; Metazoa; Chordata; Aves; Passeriformes; Corvidae
Gene: PIMREG
Product: PICALM interacting mitotic regulator
Exons: 6
Coding region: 487-1320 (277 amino acids)
Source: RefSeq, a predicted model, not a curated record